AUGGGAGCUGGUGGAGUCAUCCUUCGCUUCUUUAAUCUCUUUCUGCGAGUACUGCAGUUCCUCGACGGUGCUGUGAUUCUUGGCAUCUUCUCCUAUUAUCUGGCUGUUCUCUCCAGAAACAACCAGCACAUCGCAACAUGGGUGAAGGCCGUUGAAGGUUUAGCAGGUGCAGCGACUCUCUAUGGUCUGUUGGGCAUGAUCCUCACCUGCUGCCUGGGUGGCGUUGCGUUCUUCGCCUUCCUGGGUGUCGCCCUGGACGUCUGCUUCGUGGGCGCGAUGGUUGCGAUUGCCAUCUUGACCCGCAAGGGUGUCAGCCAGUGCACGGGCACGGUAGACACCCCGCUCGGAACUGGAAAUGCCAACGACGACACCUUCUCCAAGGGUCUCACCUUCGGCAUGACCUGCAAACUGGAGAAGGUUGUCUUUGCAGUGGCCAUCAUUGGAAUUUUCCUCUUCCUGGUUUCCAUCCUCUUCCAGGUUCUGCUUGCCCGCCACCACAAGCGCGAGAAGCGCUUCGGUCCUUCGCCUACCAACAACUAUACCCACGGUAGCCGUGGUGCUUUCUGGCGCCGCAACAAGAACCACCCCGAAGCCACCGGCGCCGCUGAUACCCUUCCCGGUCACCCCACCCCGCAUGAUGUCGAGAUGGGUGCCGAGCCUCAAAACGAGAAGAAGUGGUACAGUUUCGGCCGGAACAAGAACACCGCUACCAACGGUGCCGCUGCCCCCGCUGCAAAUGGCGCUGGCUAUGGCUACGGCAACUCUGCUUACACUGGCAACAUCUAA
This is a messenger RNA of Penicillium brevicompactum, 786 nucleotides long. RefSeq lists its product as uncharacterized. NCBI's taxonomy places the organism in Eukaryota, Fungi, Ascomycota, Eurotiomycetes, Eurotiales, Aspergillaceae. The transcript is spliced from 2 exons. The record is from RefSeq and is a predicted model, not a curated record. The coding region runs from base 1 to 786 and encodes 261 amino acids.